This is a messenger RNA of Balaenoptera acutorostrata (minke whale), 8676 nucleotides long. RefSeq names its product zinc finger protein 26 (gene ZNF26). The transcript is spliced from 4 exons. Gene Ontology annotation, biological process: regulation of transcription by RNA polymerase II. Bases 399 to 677 code for a protein of 92 amino acids. Lineage: Eukaryota; Metazoa; Chordata; Mammalia; Artiodactyla; Balaenopteridae. Gene Ontology annotation, molecular function: RNA polymerase II cis-regulatory region sequence-specific DNA binding; DNA-binding transcription factor activity, RNA polymerase II-specific. The record is from RefSeq and is a predicted model, not a curated record.
UACGCGCCUAGCGGGCUGCAGCCUGCUUGGCGACUGUGCGCAGAGGCGGGCCGGGGACGUUCUUUUUCCUUGGCCGCGGAGCUGGCGGAGACGCGAAGGUACCCUGGCCCGGAACGUCCUGUGCGCACCAGGCUCUUGGCCGCCUGAACCCCCACGGUCGGUCCGGGCGUGGAGGCGGCCAGCCCGUCCUCGGUCCCUGCCGCCUCACGGCUGCGGAACGGUACAAACUCAUCGCCCCGGUUCCCUCCGCCCGGGCCCGGAGGCCGCGUCCCUGCGAGGGGCUCAGCCCCGACGGGCAGGUGCCUGGUGCCCGCGGACCGUCCCUCCGUGGGGCGCGAAGCCCCUGCUGGGUGGGCGGGGUGGGAGCAGCCGGGAGACCCUGCACGAAACAGCGCGGGAUGGCCAGCAGGUCCCGGACAGCUUCGUGUUGGGGAUUGUCGUCAUUCAAGGAUAUAUCUAUGGAGUUCACCUGGGAAGAAUGGCAGUUACUGGAUUCUGCGCAGAAGCACCUGUACCGGGAUGUGACUCUGGAAAACUAUAGUAAUCUGGUGUCUUUGGGGUAUCAUGGUACCAAACCUGAUUUAAUCUUCAAGUUAGAGCAAGGAGAAGAGCCAUGGAUAAUAAACGCGGAAGUUUCCCGUCAGAGCGGUCCAGAUGUGGGGUAUCUUUUUUGGUGAGUUCCAGUGUCUUCCUGUCGAUGAUUGUUCAGCAGUUAUUUGUGAUUCCGGUGCUCUCGCAAGAGGGGGUGAGCACACGUCCGUCUACUCUGCCAUCUUGAACCAAUCAGGCAUUCUUAACAAUUCUUUAAAUUCUGUAUUUCUGUAGCAUUUUUUCAACUUUUCAGUAGCAUGAAAUCAUUUGUAAAUAAUAUAGUUAGAAAGAAAAAAUGAAUUUAGCAAGGUCACUGGAUGUCAGGUCAGUAUAUCCAAGUCAGUUCUACUUCUACACACCAGAAAAACUUUAUAAAAUAGGAUUUAAUAAAAAUGAAUUCAUUUUCAAAAGUAUAAAAUUACACAAAUAAAUUUUGUGUGUGUGUUGGAACUGUUCUGUAUCUUGACUGUAGUCGUUGGUAUAUAAACAUACACAGGUGAUAAAAUCAAAUAGAACUUGAUACAUAUACACACACAACUGAGUGUAAGUAAGACUGGGGAAAUCUUAGGAUGUCUUGUGGAUUGUAUCGAUGUCAGUACUCUGGCUGUGAUAUUACACUGUAGUUUUGCAAAAUGUUAACACUGGGGGUAAACUGGGCAAAGUGUUUUAGGGAUCGCUUUGUAUUUUAUUUUAUACUGCAGGUGAACUUGCAAUUAUCUCGAUAAAAUUUUUAAUUAAAACAAAAUAAAUCUAAUAAGGAUGUAAAAGAAGAAUGAAUAAACUAUUAUAUACAGUCAAUAGAAUACUAUGCUGUAACUAUGAAAUAAACUACAAUUGAAUAAACAACAUGUUUAUAUCCUAGAUACAUAGUAUUGAAUAAAAAAAGUCAUUCUCAGAAGACUGUAUAUAAUACCAUAGUUAAAGGCCAAUAAAGUGAAAUGGAAUUAUAUAUUAUUUAGACACACAUGUGUAGGUGAUAAGAUGAUGAAAUAAAAGAGCAAGAUAAUGAUAAGGAAAAUAUUUAGGAUAGUGUCUACCUCUGUGGAGAAAGCAGUGAGUUGGAAAGGAGGAACAGCAGACAGAGGCUGCAAGUGAUUUGUAAUUUUCUGUUUCUCAGACUGGGUGAUAGAUUCAUGAACAUUCAUGAGAAAGUACUUGUAACUAAUAUUAGAUAAAAAAGGGGACAUAAACACAGAUAAUUUAGAUUUUUAAAAUUAUAUGAGAAUACUAAGAAUAACAAUGUGCCACUAAAUAUGAAAAUUUAGAUUAAAAUUUUCAAUUUUCUUGUAAAUUAUACAUUACCAAAAUUGACCAAGCAGGAAAAAGUAAGACUGAAUAAAUCAAUCACAAAUAAAGAAACUGAAUUGUAGUCAAAAAUCCCUCAAUGAAAUGUAACAAGCCUAGAUUGUUGAACAGUAAAAUUUCACCAAACAUUGAAGGACUUGAUCAUCAUUAUGUUAUACAAGCAGUGCUAGAAAAAUUUUAAAGGAUAGAUUACUCUCAAACUCAUUUACAAUCCUGUAUAACCUUCACACCAAAACUGGAUAGACACAGUAGAAAAAAAAGUAGAGGUCAAUCUAAUAGAUGAAAAACUUCUGAAUAAAAUGGAAUCCAGGUUUCUUCCCCCACACAUAUGUAUAUGUCUAUGUUAGGUGGAACUAUAUGAAAUCACCAACAAUGGACCCAUUAUUGACACCUGUGGCAGAUUUUGUUUUCCAAAGUUGACUGUAACAACAUGUCCCAUCUGGCAUCCUCUUCUACAAUGUGACUGUGACACACCCCCACUGAGAGUCCUGUUGGCUGGUGACUUGUUUGUAGCUAAAAGACUGUGGAGAAAGUGCUUCUGCUUUCCUUGCUGGAACACGUGUUCUUGAAGCUUUGGCGGCCCUGUGAGCAGCCCGUCAGGCUGUGGUGCUCAGAGAGAAACCUCAGAUAGUGCCGGUGGAGAAACCACGUAGAGAGGCUCUGAGGCUCCAUGGAGAAAAAGAGAUGCCCAUCCAGCCCCACAUCUUCCAGUGCCACACUUUCCAGCUCCAGCCACCAAGGGACAGCAAGUGCACGAGGAGCCCUGAACCAUAAACCAGCAGCCAAACCCUCCCGGGACUCCUGACCAACAGAAACCGUGAGAGAUGUAACAUCUUUGUUGUUAUGUACGCUACAGUUUGGGGGCAUGCUUUAGGCAGCAGUACUGACUGGAACAGAAAUUUGGUCUUGGAAGUGGGGUGCUACUGCAACAAAACCAUAAAACAUCUGCCACUGGUUUGGGCACUGGGUGGUGAGCAGAAUCUGGAAGACUUUUGAGGAAAAUGUUAGUGAAAGCCUGAAGGGCCCUUAGGAAGGGUGUUAGCAGAGCCUGAAGGUCAUCAAGGAGGUUGUUGAUGGGGGCUUGAAGGGACAUGAGGAGAGUGUUAUGGGAACAUGGAGAAAAGGAGACUUUGUUAUGAGUGGCAGAAAGUAUCUCAACACUGUCACCUAAUGGACAUGGAAAAUAGAAACGCACCUAAUCGUAGCCCAGCAGGAGCCUGUGGGGCCUUCCCAGAACAGGACAGCACCCCGACCAGAGCCCUGCCUGCCUCUUGUCUGUGCAAAGCCUUUAGCCUCCUAGGCCUUCCCCCAGUUCCAGAGAACAAAUUCAACCAGAGAAGUGAGAAAAUGCAGAAAAGAGGGAAAACAGUCAAGCAAGACAAAAUAAUAAUACUUUAGCUGUUAAAGUCAAAGGUCUUUAGUUCCUCCUCAAGGGCUGUAGAUACUAUGCUGAGCCGUGUCCUUGAGCUGUUUUGCAGAUACUGAGACCCCCACCAGGUGUCAGAAGUUAACUGUCUGCUGCCCACAAGCACGUAGACCCCAGACCGGCUGGAACCUGAAGGUUGACGAUGCCAACUCCCGAUUACCUCACCACCAACCAAUCAGAAGAAGGUCCACGAGCUGAUCACACCCCACAACCCCCCUCCCUCACCCUGUCUUUAAAAACCUUUCCCUGAAAGCCUUCGGGAACUUUGUGUUUGUCGAGCACUGGCCAACCUUGCUUCUUGCUUGGCCCCAUGUUGGGCACCUGCAGUCAACGCUACCCUUUCCUUCACCACAACCAGUGUCAGUAGAUUGGCUUUGCUGUGCGGGGGCAAGUGGACCCAAGUUUGGUUCGAUAACAUAAUGACCUCAAAUGGUAGAGCUAAGAGUUUUCUUUCUUUUUUUAAAAUUAAUUAAUUAAUUUAUUUAUUUUUGGCUGCGUUGGGUCUUUGUUGCUGCGCGCGGGCUUUCUCUAGUUGGGACGAGCAGGGGCUACUCUUCGUUACGGUGCACGGCCUCCUCUUUGCGAUGGCUUCUCUAGUUGUGGAGCACGGGCUCUAGGCGCGCAGGCUUCAGUAGUUGUGGCACGCGGGCUCAGUAGUUGUGGCACACAGGCUUCGUUGCUCCGUGGCAUGUGGGAUCUUCCCGGACCAGGGCUCGAACCCGUGUCCCCUGCAUUAGCAGGUGGAUUCUAAACUGCUGCGCCACCGGAGAAGUCCCGAGCUAAGAGUUUUCUACACACAGUGUUACUGUGUUACCUGGCUUAUUCUCACUGCUUAUAAUAAAAUGAGAGAGGAGAGAGAGGAGCUAAAAAAUGAACCAGUCCAUGAGGAAGUGACAAUGGCCCAGUACAGUCUUUUCAGCCAGUUAAAGUGUUCUCAAAACGAGAAAGGUCCUCAGGGACUGUAAAAUCCUUAGGUAAGAUUUCAGAAAGACCUAAGGGGGUGCCUCGUGUACCCCUUCAGAGAAAAGAAAAACCUUCUAAGGACCUUAUGGUAAAGCCUCUGUGAAUCCUCUCAUAAAAAACAGAGCUUCUGUCAGUGUUAACACAGAACGUUCACAGAGAGCCCAAGGCAGACAAAGUCUUAUCUCUAAGAGAUAUUUUGAAGAUGUGGCUUUUGCCUAAUUGAUAUAUUAAAAAGCCCACAAAAAUUUUCCCCCCAUUUCCUAUGUAUCCUCCCAACAACUCAUAUGUACAUCCACGAAACCCCUCCACCAAAAUACUCUCAAAACAGAAAUUUGGGAGCUUCGUCUUUAAGAAUUGAGGUAAAUCAACAAGCUCUCAGUGAGGUAAGCUGUGGAGUCAGCUGGUGAGUUCUAAGGUCCCAGUUGCAGAUCUGGGGAGAAUCAUUUUGAAGAAAGUCUCAUUACAGCCUCAAUUCCCAAGAAUAUUUUCCAUUACUUGAGGUCACAGGCAUGCUAACUAAAGAGAUAACAUGAGUGUCUAAUAAAGAAAAAUGGUGAAAUUGUAACAUGUUUGAGUAGAAAGGAAAAUACAGGACAAAAUUACAAUAGAAGCGUAACUAAUUGUAGGGGUCCCAGCAAGAAGUGGGAAAAGUGAAGGCUACUUGUAAACUGAAAGAUAGUAUAAACACAUACAUACACACCACAAAAUUUAAAACCAGCCAUAAUUGGAGAGGGUGUGGAGAAAAGGGAACCCUCUUGCACUGUUGGUGGGAAUGUAAAUUGAUACAGCCACUAUGGAGAACAGUAUGGAGGUUCCUUAAAAAACUAAAAAUAGAAUUACCAUAUGAUCCAUCAAUCCCACUACUGGGCAUAUACCCAGAGAAAACGAUAAUUCAAAAAGACACAUGCACCCCAAUGUUCAUUGCAGCACUAUUUACAAUAGCCAGGUCAUGGAAGCAACCUAAAUGCCCAUCAACAGACUAAUGGAUAAAGAAGAUGUGGUAUAUAUAUACAAUGGAAUAUUACUCAGCCAUAAAAAGGAACGAAAUUGGGUCAUUUGUAGAGAUGUGGAUGGAUCUAGACACUGUCAUACAGAGUGAAGUAAGUCAGAAAGCGAAAAACAAAUAUCGUAUAUUAAUGCAUGUAUGUGGAACCUAGAAAAAUGGUACAGAUGAACCGGUUUGCAGGGCAGAAGUUGAGACACAGAUGUAGAGAACAAAUGUAUGGCCACCAAGAGGGGAAAGCCACGGUGGGGUGGGUAUGGUGGUGUGCUGAAUUGGGCGAUUAGGAUUGACAUGUAUACACUGAUGUGUAUAAAAUUGAUGACUAAUAAGAACCUGCUGUAUAAAAAAAUAAAUAAAAUAUAAUUCAGAAAUUCAAAAAAAAAGAAUAUAUGUAUGAAUAUCUACAUAUAUAAAACAGUCACUUUGCUGUACAGCAGAAGUUAACAGAACAUUGUAAAUCACUAUACUUCAAUAAAAUAAAAUUUUUAAAAAGGAUCUCAAUGAAACUAGGAGAUCAGGGAGGGGGGCAGGUGCAGAGCAGAGCCUAUAAAAGACACUAAAUACGAACUUGACAUUUUGCAGAGAUUUCACAUCCCUGUCACCACAGUUGGACAGAGGGUACCCAGGAGGCAAAGAAGAGGUGGCUAUGGGGCCGAGGUUCAAGGGUCAGGGCUCUGAGCUCUCUCCAAUAACCCCUCCUUUAAUCCCCCCAUCUACUCUGUAACACUGCAGUGAGCAGGUCUUAAAAUAAAUAAAUAAAUAAAAUAAAAUAUACUUUGUAAAAACAAAAACAAAAACAAAAAAAUCCAGCCAUAUUAACUUGAAAAGACAAACCCUGGACAAAAUAAAGAGCUCUUUGGGCUCCAACGUUUUUUGGGCAGGAAGGAGGCUGAGAAGGACACUCUGGCAAACGUGGAUCACGUUUAGGAUAAGGAAGCGUGACUCGGCAGAACCAAGCCCCAAGGUGCCGCUAAGAGGUACGGAGAGCUCCACGCGAGCAGGACCGGACCCUAAUCAGUCAACUGGUAACACGUAGCCAGCAGGAUUUGGAAUUUCUGUGGACCAGCGGCUGCUGUGUGGGGACUCCUGUUGUCCCCAGUUUGGAAUAGGAGUAUCUAUAGAAGUCUUCCUCUGUCUGCCCCACUGUCAUAUUUCAAGUGUGUAAGACGAAGACUGAGAGAAUAGUAUGUAAAGAGCGGUACCCAAGGGAGCAGUCCUGAAGACCCUCACCUGACGCAGGGCCUGAUUUCGAGAAUGAGAUCCUGGACUUCAACCUGACGCCGCGAUGGAAUGAGACAUUUGGGGUCUUGGGGCAGGAGACGGUUAUGGUUUGCAGAUGUCAGUGGUCAAAGCCAGAGGGCAGUCUGUGGUAAGUUUUGUUUCCCUAAGAUGGCUACAAGAACACCUCCUGCACAGCACCCUCUUCUACAAUAUGCAAUGUGAUUUUGCCACUCCUCCCACGGGGAGGAGAGGUCUUCGCACCCUGCCCCUUGAAUCCAGAUGGGCUGCUGAUUUGUUCAUAGUCAACAGAUUGCAGCAGAAAUGAAGCUGUGUGGCUUCCAAGCCCAGGUCAUGAAAGGAGAUGCAGCUUCACACCUUGUUCUCAGAAGCUCUCCCUGAUGAAGAAGAUUUCAGCAGCCGGGUAAGCCGUCCAACUGCCCUGAGGCUGCUGUGCUGUGAUGAGGUGCAAACAACUCACAAGAAGAGACCAGUGAAGAGGCCGGAGGCUACGGGAAGAGCGAGAGCUGCCUACACCACCCGGCUGUUCCAGCUCUGGCCAUCAACUGACUGCAACCACAUGAGAGACCCCCAAGACAAGACUGCCUAGCUGAGCUUGUCUUGAAUUUCUGACCCAGGAAACUGUGAGAUAUAAUAAGCCACUAAAUUGUCAUCUAUUAUGUAGAAGAGGAACUGGACCAGCCCACAAAAGGACAAUUUCAUAUUGUUCAACCUUAUAAGUAAAUAAAUAAUAUGUUCAAGAUAAUAUUAGACCUUAUUAAUGUAUGCAUCAUAUUAAUCUUAAUGUAGAAAUAGAUUAAUAAAAAAAACAUAACUACCUAUAUAGCUGAAGAAAAAUAUUCAGUACAUUUCAGCAAUUCUUCAUAAUCAAGUCCUUAACAAACUCAAAAUGGAAACUAACUUCCUUUUAAGAUAAUAAAGGAUAGCUACCAACCCCUACAGGAAACAUCAUACCUAAAGUAAAACUUUAGAAACAUUAUAAAAUCAGGAACAACUGAGCUGACCCCCCUACUUCUCAUACUGUUAAGCAUUGAACUGGCACCCUAAUCAACGCACUAAAAGACAAGAAACGAAAAUUAAGAAUUAUACGGACUGGAAAGAAAGAGGAAGAAUUGUGGUUAUUCGAAGCAAGAUCUGAAAAGGGAUUUUAGCACUGUUGCUAGGUACAAAUCAAUUCUCUUCCUGUACACCAUCUCUCUUAGUCUGAUCUGGCUCCUGUAACAAAAUACCAUAGACUUGGUGCCUUAAACAGCAGAAAUUUAUUUUCUCACAGUUUUGGAGGCUACAUAUCCAUGAUCAAGGUGCCGGCAGGGUCGGUUUUGGGUGAUACCUCUCUUCCUGGCUUGUAAAUAGCCGCCACCUUCUCACUGUGUUCACAUGGGUUUCCUUGGUGUGUGUGCCAGUGAGGCAAGAGAUAGAUGGGCUCUAAGCUAGGCAUUUACAACUGGCCUCCCACUUACAUUUCAUGGGGCAGGAAAACGUGGCCUUCGGGCCGGACACAACUAGUCUCCUGUUUGCAUUUCCUGAGACAGGAGAUAGGUGGGCUCCAGGUUAGACAUUUAAAAUCAGCCUCCUGUUUGCUCUCUGAAAUGGAAGUAACAACAGAAACAGGGUAAAUAGCCAGGCUUCGUCUCCUGUGGACGCCUUAAGAUAACAGUCAUGGCAGGAACAGAGACGGGCUAACCCUUGUUUGAGUAAUAGAUCAAGAGGUCACACAUUUACCAUCCUUGGGGCAAGGGAGACACUGCACAUGUGCAGAAAGCCUCCGUGGGGGUCAAAAGGAGGGGGCACCACCCCAUAAUAGGUGAUGCUAAGGCCAUCCCAUAGGCCUCUGGGCUGGAAUCCAUGUUGGAAAGAAGCUGCGCAUGCAUGCUGGGGAGGGUCCUAGGGCAGGACGGUGUGGAGAAAGAAACCAGAUAAUUGGCCAGAGGUGAACAGAGACCUGGAAGAACUGCCCUAUAUAAGUGACUUAACCGCCUCUUUACUGGGCUCCUCCUUGUUAGGGGGGAUGCCCACACCCUUUCUCUCUGGGUGUCCGUCUCUGCCCUGCUUCUGUCUUAACUGAACAAGUUGUUUCUCUGUGUGCUCUCCCACUUGUUGUUGUGCUGUGUCUCUAAUAAUAAACUUUGCACCUGUUUUUACAGGUUUG